GCGCCUCCACCUCCUCUUCCUAAAGCGGCUGGGCGCAGACGAGCGGCAUCACUCGAGCCCCGGUCCCAGCUACCGCCACACACAGCGCCCCGCAUUCAGGAGGAGGAGCAGCAGAGGAGGCGGCGGCAACCGCGGCCGACGGGCGCCAGAAAGGCCCGGGUCGAAAAGCCUGGGAGGGCCGCCGAAAUACCCCCCGGAGGAGGAGCCAGUCCCAGCUCAAGGCGCCACCGCCGCAGAAGCAGUGCGGAGCAGCAGUCGCCUUCAUGGCCCACUCACCGGUGGCGGUCCAAGUGCCCGGGAUGCAGAAUAAUAUAGCCGAUCCUGAAGAACUGUUCACAAAAUUAGAACGCAUUGGGAAAGGCUCCUUUGGAGAAGUUUUCAAAGGAAUUGAUAACCGUACCCAGCAAGUGGUUGCUAUUAAAAUCAUAGACCUUGAGGAAGCCGAAGAUGAAAUUGAAGACAUUCAGCAAGAAAUAACUGUUUUGAGUCAGUGUGACAGCUCAUAUGUAACAAAAUACUAUGGAUCAUAUUUAAAGGGUUCAAAAUUAUGGAUAAUAAUGGAAUACUUGGGUGGCGGUUCAGCGCUGGAUCUUCUGCGAGCUGGUCCAUUUGAUGAAUUCCAGAUCGCUACCAUGCUAAAGGAAAUUUUGAAAGGUCUGGACUAUCUGCAUUCAGAAAAGAAAAUUCACCGAGACAUAAAAGCUGCCAAUGUCUUGCUGUCAGAACAAGGAGAUGUUAAACUUGCUGACUUUGGAGUUGCUGGCCAGCUGACAGAUACACAAAUUAAAAGAAAUACCUUUGUGGGAACACCAUUUUGGAUGGCUCCUGAAGUUAUUCAACAGUCAGCUUAUGAUUCAAAAGCCGACAUUUGGUCAUUGGGAAUUACGGCUAUUGAACUAGCCAAGGGAGAGCCACCUAACUCUGAUAUGCAUCCAAUGAGAGUUCUGUUUCUUAUUCCAAAAAACAAUCCUCCAACUCUUGUUGGAGACUUUACUAAGUCCUUUAAGGAGUUUAUUGAUGCUUGCCUGAACAAAGAUCCAUCAUUUCGUCCUACAGCUAAAGAACUUCUGAAACACAAAUUCAUUGUAAAAAAUUCAAAGAAGACUUCUUAUCUGACUGAACUGAUAGAUCGAUUUAAGAGAUGGAAGGCAGAAGGACACAGUGAUGAUGAAUCUGAUUCUGAGGGCUCCGAUUCGGAAUCCACUAGCAGGGAAAAUAAUACUCAUCCUGAAUGGAGCUUUACCACCGUGCGAAAGAAGCCUGAUCCAAAGAAACUGCAAAAUGGGGCUGAGCAAGACCUUGUGCAAACCCUGAGCUGUUUGUCUAUGAUAAUCACUCCUGCGUUUGCUGAACUUAAACAACAGGAUGAGAAUAAUGCCAGCAGGAAUCAGGCAAUUGAAGAACUUGAGAAAAGUAUUGCUGUGGCUGAAACCGCCUGUCCUGGCAUCACAGAUAAAAUGGUGAAGAAAUUAAUUGAAAAAUUUCAAAAGUGCUCAGCAGAUGAAUCCCCCUAAGAAACUUAUUAUUGGCUUCUAUUUCAUAUGGACCCAGAGAAACCCACCAAAGUUACUUCAAGCUUAACUCAUGAGCUCCAUGUGCCUUUUGGAUCUUUGCGACAUUGAAGAUUUGGAAGAAGCUAUUCAACUAUUUUGUGAUGGUGUUUAUCAUUUUAUAUUUUAAAGAGAUUAUUUUGUAAGGGAUAACUUUUAAUACUAUAGUUUCAUCUGUAUUCUAGUAAAGGUUAAGCUACAGGUUUGCUUUUAGUUAUCAUUAUUACUUAAGUUACUAGGAUGAAUACUUUUCAUGUUUUGAUCUUUAGUUAACUGUACACUGAUGAAACAUACAGGUCUUUCAAAGUCAUCCUAAAUAUUCAACUUUUGUAAAUCAUCAAGCCUCAUAAAGCUUUUUUUUUUAACAAAAGCAUAUUCUAAAAAUGACUAUUGGUGGGGAGGUAGAAACAAGUCAUGCCUUCUUAAAACAGAAGUUUUUAAUAAGCUCUUGGAAAUGAAACCUGAAAAAGUAUUGACUCUUCUACCAAGUUGGUGUGAUAUUCCAGGCAGCUCGAUGAUGACCACAUUUGAGAGCCCUGUGUUUGACGUAUUUAUAGGCAAUAUGCAGCAACAGAGGUACCUCUUGGUGUACAGUAUUUACUUUCUCUUUUAGAAGAGGCAAUUAAUCCUUAUUUAACAUUGUUGAGAAUUUAAAACAAUACCAAUUAGCCAAGGAUUUUUUUUUUGGUAAUACUGUAGGAAUUAGUCGGGCUUCAUUUUUAAAAUCUUCAACUCAAAUAGCAUAUAACAUGCUUGGAUUUGGGGAGCUUAAAAAAAGCUAAUCAUGUGAUUAAAUACCUGAUCAACAGGUAUGACUAUAACUUACACCAGCAUAUUUUUGUCAUGGUAGUAAAAUGUCCUAUAAACUAUUUAUACAUUUUUGUUCUUCAUAAUUAUCUGAUACAUAAGCAUCAUGUUUUCAUUUUUGAAAGGGUAUUUAAAUAGUCAUUUUCUAGUUCAUAUGAAAAUAACCAUAGUACAGGAUGAUUUCUGUCCGUACAAAGGUAAGUUAGACUGUACUGUUGAUUUUCAGUUAUAUUUAUGGUACUGUUAUGUGGGUAAUACCUUUUUCUUUUAAGCCCAGUAGAAUUAUUGAUAUUAAUUAGUUUUGAUAGUCAGUGCUUUACUGUUUGGAACUGCACAAAUUGGUUUUUGCACAAAAGUCAUUUUUUUAAAAUCUGAAUAAUUGCCAAAUAUUAGAAGAAAGAUAUUCUUCAAGUAAAGUGUGCAAUUUUUAGUCAAAGUGGCCAUUACCUCCUCUCUUUUUUGUAAUAAUACAGACACUUGAAUAAGUUGUUGUCAUGUCACAUGCCAAGAAAAUUCUUUUCAUUGGUGCCUAUACUGUAACAGUUACUUUUAACACAUUGUAUUUUGAAGUAAUGGUUCAGUUAAAAAAUUUCACCUGCUAUGUAACUGAAAUUAAUUACAAUUUAUAAUCUGUAGCGGUCAGGAAAUAAUUUUGCAACUCAUAUUAUGAAUUAAAUGAAUAUUUUUGUAAAAGCAACAAAUUUAUAAAUUGAUUAUCUGAAACUUUACAACACAACUACAUCAUGGAUAGAAAUUGUAGUGCUUAUUCAUUAUAGUUAUUAGUCCUGUAAAUUGUUCCUAGGUGCAGCAUACACCAGUGUUUGGGGGGGGGUGGGAAAGGUUAAAAAUAAAUAUUUAAAUUCCUCAGUC
This is a messenger RNA of Hipposideros armiger (great roundleaf bat), 3227 nucleotides long. It is a transcript of the gene STK26, whose product is annotated as serine/threonine kinase 26. Gene Ontology annotation, cellular component: Golgi apparatus; cytoplasm. The coding region runs from base 264 to 1514 and encodes 416 amino acids. Gene Ontology annotation, molecular function: protein serine/threonine kinase activity; ATP binding. The record is from RefSeq and is a predicted model, not a curated record. Lineage: Eukaryota; Metazoa; Chordata; Mammalia; Chiroptera; Hipposideridae. Gene Ontology annotation, biological process: protein phosphorylation; negative regulation of cell migration. The transcript is spliced from 12 exons.